GUGUGUGUGUCUGUUUGUUUGUUUUGCUGCAGAGGUACUGUAAAGGUGCCAUGUUGACCAGACUGUUCAGUGACCCGUCCUUACUCUCCAACGUCCACCGUUUCCCCAGCUGGGCUGAGGACAGCGAAGGGGAGGAGUCAAAGACACAGGAGGAGGAGUCAGUACGGGUAGGGCUUGGUGAGGACCAGCUCGAACAUGCCGGACGAACGCCCUCCUCUGACAUCGCCCUGGAUGAUGAAGAUAACGAGGAUGACGAAGAUGAUGAUGACGAAGAGGAGGGGGAAGGGGAGGAGGAAGCCGGCGGCGGCGGUGGCGACGACGACGACGACCAGCCACGGAAACGCGGGCCGAAGAAGAGGAAGAUGACGCCGGCCCGCAUGGAACGUUCCAAGGUGCGUCGCAACAAGGCCAAUGCCCGGGAGCGCACGCGCAUGCAUGACCUCAACUCGGCCCUGGACAAUCUGCGCAAAGUGGUGCCAUGCUACUCCAAGACCCAAAAGCUGUCCAAAAUUGAGACACUGCGGCUGGCCAAGAACUACAUCUGGGCCCUGUCGGAGAUCCUUCGCUCAGGGAAGCGGCCCGACCUGGUGCAGUACGUGCAGACGCUGUGCAAGGGUCUCUCCCAGCCUACCACCAACCUGGUGGCCGGCUGCCUGCAGCUCAACACGCGUAACUUCCUCACCGAGCACUGCCAGGACCCUACUUCUGCCCGUUACCACGGCAGUGGAGGGCCCUACCCCUCAGGCGGCUCCUCGGUCCACGGGUACCACCCUUACCCCUGCUCACGCCUCUCUAGUUCGCAGUGUGGAGGCGCAGGGGUGGGGUCAGGAGGUGCGGGGCUUUCUCUGCGUUCCCAUGGAUACUGCCCACCGUAUGACUCGCUGUACGGAGCCGGGGGCGGGGGCGGGGGCGGGGGCGGGGGCGGCGGCUCGCCGGAGUACGACAGCGGGGAGUACGAGGCUGGCGCCAGCCCACCUCUGCCCCUCUACAUCAACGGGAACUUUUCCCUGCGCCACCAGGACUCGGCGUCACCGGACGUGGCCGACAGGGGCUACCACUACUCUAUGCACUACUCCACGGGGCCUGGGACCAGAGCCGGUGCCGGUGCGGGGGCAGGGGGUGGGCACGGCGGCCUGGUGUUUGGCUCCAGAGGAGGGGCGGUACAUGGGGCAGCCGCAGCAGGCGUGCACGCAGACGGCGCCGUGCUGCCUUACCACCAUGACAUGCACCUGCAUCAUGAGCGCACGGCACUCUAUGAGGACGUGAACGCUUUCUUCCACAACUGACCCCGGGAGUGAUCCGAGCUCAUCUUUAGUAUGUGUGUGUGUGCGAGUCAGAUGUGUACGUGUGAGAGGUCCAUGUGUGUGAAUGCAUGUGCGUUGUAAAGAAUACAAAAUCAGCCUGCUGUAUUGUACUAUUUGACACAUUUCCCAACUCCAUUUUACCUGCAUUCACACCUAUGUAAUAACACAGUUACUACUCCCCCAACUCCCAACACUGAUAUUACUGGUGGACACAAAACUGUGAAGGACAAACUAUUUACUUUUUCUUUUAAUUUAAUUUCCUUUCAAAUAUUUAUGACACUGGUGUGAAUCUGAAAAGAUGACUAUUUGAAUCAUGUGUACAGAGCCAUGGCUAUAGCCAAGUUAAAAAAAAAAAAAGACUGACAGAAAUAAAAGUCAAAAAACAUCUCUGAGAUAUCCCAGCCUCCAUCAUUGAAUUUGAAAAGGUGUGUACGGUAUAGCAAUCAUUUUCCAAAGGGAAAUUUAGUGGGCCUGGGUAGUAGAAUCAUAUCACAAAGAUAUGAUAUGGAAGAGAUGAUAAGCAAUGGAAAUUGAAUCAAAAUGACUUACAAAAGCCUCAAAUAUGAUAGUAUUCGAGUGGAACAACGUUGACAUGUAUCGUAGCCUAUGUUGGUUUUUUUCUUUUUUUAAUGAAAUGUUUACAUUUGCAGUAGACAGUUGGGUGUUUUUCCACUGAGUAACAGACAAAACAUAUACAUACUGUUUAUUUAUUUAAAUGGGGCAAACGCUGGUGUUUUGGGUUGUGAGGAAUACAAAUUUAAACAUUUUAUUAUUUUUACUAUGAUUAGCAAUGCACUGAGUAGACCCUGCCUUCCCCAAUAGUUCUUAGACGUUUAAAUUAAUUAUUAGAUCUAUAAUCUUAUUUAAACGUAUGUAACUUUUAGAUGUGUUGCUAUUUAAUUUCUAAAGAUCUAUCUAAUCAGCUAAAAAACACACACAAUUUACAUAUAUAUAUUUUUAUAUGCAACAGCAUUUCAGGCAA
Clupea harengus (Atlantic herring) is the source of this 2286-nucleotide messenger RNA. RefSeq names its product neurogenic differentiation factor 2. Gene Ontology annotation, biological process: positive regulation of transcription by RNA polymerase II; sensory organ development; axon development. Lineage: Eukaryota; Metazoa; Chordata; Actinopteri; Clupeiformes; Clupeidae. The transcript has a single exon. Gene Ontology annotation, cellular component: nucleus. The record is from RefSeq and is a predicted model, not a curated record. Bases 51 to 1286 code for a protein of 411 amino acids. Gene Ontology annotation, molecular function: DNA-binding transcription factor activity, RNA polymerase II-specific; protein dimerization activity; E-box binding.